AGCAGGUCUGUGAGGUUGCAUGUGGAGAACGUUGUGUGCUCUGGGUUUUUUUUCCCCCUCUCUACACUCCUUUCUCUCCACAGACGGAAUAAGUAGCUGCUCUUACACAAUAAUGCCACAGUCAGACUUUAUUUUGUUUUGAAACGCUUCCUGUACAACUAAUUUCUGUAGGUGGGGAUCGGUUAUGUUGUGGAUAGCAAUCCAGAGGCAGAAGAAAGUUGCUUCUUGGGUAGCCACAUGGAGGUAAUUACAUUUCUUGCAUUCCACAGACUGUGAUGCCUCCCCAUGCAGGGCUGACUGCCAAUCCAGCAGGAAACCAAUGUUCAGCAUUGUGCCUUCCAUUCUGCCCCAUCUAACUAUCCCAGGACUUCUUCUGUAUUAAUGAACAAAGAUGCACACUCUGAUCCAAUCUUUUCUGGGUAUAUGGUAUGUCUUAGGAGCAUUAGCUAAGACAGAAAUCAAGCUUGUAGCAGAUGAGAAUGUGACACUACCAUGCCGCCAUAGCCUCGCACAACUUGGGACUCAGAGCUUGGACAUUGAGUGGAUGUCAAACAUUUCUGAUCAUGGAAAGCAAGUUUUGCUCAGUUACAGCGGAGGACAGGUGUACAAUACUGAAAACCACAAGGGACGUUACAGCUUUGUAUCCAAAUAUCUAGAAGGAGAUGCUUCACUUUUCAUCAGAUCUCUGCAGCCCAGUGAUGCGGGACAGUACAUUUGCAAAGUCAAAAAUGCAGGACAGUAUCAGUGGAGUUUCAUUACAGUAAUUGUUUUAGUUAAGCCUUCAGAACCAGCAUGUAGUUCAGAAGGAGAACAACUUGAGGGGAAAAAUUUGACCUUGCAUUGCAAGUCAUCGGCUGGCACAAAACCCUUGAACUACCGCUGGUUCCGGGUGAAUCUCAAAGAUGAUGUAGAAAGGCCUGUGCAGAGUACAACACGCAUCGGACCAGAAAACCAACUGCUGUUUCAUAAUUUAAGUAAGACAGACAAUGGAUCCUAUCGAUGCAAGGUGUUUAAUGAAGUAGGGAUGCGGAUCUGUGAUGUACAUGUAACUGUGCAGAGAGCGAGCAACACAGGAAUUCUAGCAGGUAUCACCUGUGGAGUAGUGGUUGGUGUGUUCCUUAUUUUCCUUACAGUCUGGCUGCUGUUUCGCAAAAAAGAGUUCAAGAAAAGAGAAGAGGAAGAAUUCUUUAAUGAAAUUAGGGAAGAUGCUGAAGCCCCAAAAGCUCGACUUGUGAAGCCUGGAUCAUCUUCCUCAGACUCCAGAAGCUCUCAAUCAGGUUCUUCAUCUACCAGGUCUACAACAAACAGUGCCUCUCGGAGUCAAAGGACUCAUUCCACACAGGAAACACUCCAUGGCGAGCAAAUACAUCAUUGUCUAGAGAAGAUAUAGCAAGAAUUGGUUGGGCUACAAGAAAAAGAAAUAAACUUUUUAAAGCAACAAAAUAAAGCCAUUUUCUCUUCCAACCUGGAUGUGAUUUACGGAAAUAUUGUGGACAUGCACAUUAUUUAAAAAAAGAGAAACUUUUGAGUAGGCUGGUUGACUUUACAUAAUCUUUCACUUAGAUUUUAAAUCUUUUUACAAUUUGGAGCUCUACAGUAUUACAUAUAUUGGAGACAAUACUAAACAGUUACACCUAUGUUCUUUCAAUAAUAGGAUGUAUUUAUGGAGAACCUAGAUAAGAUUACAAAGUGGAAUGUGAAUAAUAACUACAAUGCUUUUAAUGCAUUCUGAUAUUUGAACAAUUUGCCUUCAGAGAUGCAACAACUUGAUAAAGCAUUGGGAUGGAAUCAAUGUGAAUUGCUUUAUAAGGGAAACCACAAAAAGUCUUAUUUUAUAAUAAAAGUACAAGUUGAUAUUACAAUACAAUUUAUUUUAAGAAGGGACAUUUUUAUGCUUAUUAUCAUGUUUAUAUAUGUGUGUGUAUUUUAUAUCCUCAAGAAUUUGGGAUUACAAAUCAUACCAAAUUUCUAGGACAGCUGACAGAUGUGGUUCAGAUCCUAUUACCUGAUCCAUAUUUACCUACAAGAAAACCUAUUUUUAAUAAAAAAAUGUAUUUAAA
Xenopus laevis (African clawed frog) is the source of this 2060-nucleotide messenger RNA. It is a transcript of the gene clmp.S, whose product is annotated as CXADR-like membrane protein S homeolog. The record is from RefSeq and is a predicted model, not a curated record. Lineage: Eukaryota; Metazoa; Chordata; Amphibia; Anura; Pipidae. Bases 392 to 1390 code for a protein of 332 amino acids. The transcript is spliced from 7 exons.